AGAUUCAAAAUUCUCAAUACCCUGUUUUUGUUCUUUAUUAUUAAGCUAAAUAUUCAGGUUUUUCUGUAUCAUUUGUUUUAAUUUUUUUUGUGGGGUUUACCAGCUUUCCUUAUAGUUUUCAUCAGCAUCUGUUCAGCAUUCGUGGUAUUAAGAAGAAUUGCUGCGAAUAAUCAGUUGUAAUUAACGAGUGCUGGUGCCUUGAGAACCCGGCUUCAUCACGGGCAUGUUGGCAGGAUGAGGAAUGAAAAGUAUAAGAUGUCGGCAUUAAAUGGUUUACACGAACCUUUGUUAGAUAACCACAGUUAUGAUGGCAGACAUUCUGAGGGGAAAACGCUAGCGGAUAUCUUGGAUGAGGAGCGAAGAGAUAAACAUUUACAUUGUUUGAUUUUGCUCUUUAACUUGAUCAUGCAAUGGAAACAAUGGAUAGCAAACAGUAUCCUUGGAUCCAUAGCAUUUAUUGCACAAUUUUUACCUCUACCUUCUAACAUCCAAAAUGGAUCAAACCAGACAUGUAUUGAGCCUGCACUUAAUCCUUUACAGGAAGCUAGGCUGAGAGGCCUUCAGCGAAGAUUGGGAGUUCCCUUUGAUGGAUCUCAGCUUGAGCAUCAAGAUGCUCUUAAGCAAUUAUGGAGAUUGGCUUACCCUGACAGGGAGCUUCCAUCUCUUAAAUCAGAGCUUUGGAAGGACAUGGGAUGGCAAGGUGCAGAUCCUUCAACAGAUUUUCGGGGUGGAGGAUUCAUAUCAUUAGAGAAUCUCAUCUUUUUUGCCAAGAAAUAUCCGCAAUCUUUUGGGAGGUUGUUGCACAAACAAGAUGGGAAUAGAUCUGAAUGGGAGUAUCCAUUUGCUGUAGCUGGUGUCAAUAUUUCAUUUAUGUUGCUACAGAUGUUGGAUCUGGAAUCAGAGAAACCAUCUUCCGGGGCUGGCAGACGAUUUUUGGAACUACUUGCGGAAGAUGAAAUGGCAUUCGACGAUCUUUAUUGUGUGGCCUUUCAGAUGUUGGAUGUGCAAUGGCUUGCGAAACAGGCUACAUACAUGGAAUUUAAUGCUAUUCUGAAGUCUACAAAAACACAAUUAGAGCAUGAACUCUCACUACCAAACGUCUCCAGUGUGAAGGAUUUACCGGCAUAUAGUCUGUUAAAAAGGUAACCAUCGUCUUCGAAUUUGAAACCGACAUUUGUUUUCUUCAUUUACAGAAUAAUUUUCAUGUAUAGUUCCUUCCAACGAAAAUUAUAUGAAUUCACUAUGAAAUUCAAGUAUAUUUCCGGAA
Hibiscus syriacus is the source of this 1267-nucleotide messenger RNA. Its product is annotated as ELMO domain-containing protein A-like. NCBI's taxonomy places the organism in Eukaryota, Viridiplantae, Streptophyta, Magnoliopsida, Malvales, Malvaceae. The transcript is spliced from 10 exons. The record is from RefSeq and is a predicted model, not a curated record. Bases 235 to 1146 code for a protein of 303 amino acids.